Ictalurus furcatus (blue catfish) is the source of this 2687-nucleotide messenger RNA. Its product is annotated as dynein regulatory complex protein 1-like. The coding region runs from base 2 to 2068 and encodes 688 amino acids. The transcript is spliced from 16 exons. Lineage: Eukaryota; Metazoa; Chordata; Actinopteri; Siluriformes; Ictaluridae. Gene Ontology annotation, biological process: axonemal dynein complex assembly; regulation of cilium movement; cilium-dependent cell motility. The record is from RefSeq and is a predicted model, not a curated record. Gene Ontology annotation, cellular component: axoneme; axonemal dynein complex.
AAUGCUCCAAACUGAAGCUCUGAGUGGGGGGAAAGAUGAGCCUGAACCCUCUGUUGAGGCCCAAAAUCCUGAAGACAGAAUCAAGGCUCGACGAAACCGGAUUACCGCACGAGCCCAGGCCAAGAAAAGACAAGAGCUUGGAGAUGACUUCCAGGAGAGAGCGGAAACUCAAGUGGAAGUUCGGCCAAGUCAGAGACAAAUGGAACAAAGUGAAAGACACAUGAAUAAAUUAAAAGCAGAUGGCACCGAGCUGGUGACCAACAUUUUGGUGGCGGUCGAUGCCAGGGAGUCGAAGAGGAGAGAAGAACUAAGGGAGGCAAACAGACUACGAUUGGAGAAGCUGGAAAACGAAUCCAAGUCCAGCACAGAGAAGUUCAGUAAGCUCAUGAACAAGUGGACUGAGGUCAAGACAAAGGUGAUCCAUCAGGAGCUGAGAGACGAUCUGAGAAAACAGCAACAGCUCUGUUGGCAAAUCAUUGAAGACAAGAACAAGCUCAUCAAUGAAUUGCAGCAGGAGCUAAAAGGAAGAGAUGAUCGCUUUGUGAAAGAUCGCAAAAGGGAGGUAGAAGAAGUGGAUCUCCUAAUUGAAAGGAUGCAGGGACAGAUAUCAAGUUUGAAGAAAGACUGUCGAAAAGAGCUGGACCUAAUUGAGAGCUCACUCGGCGACGAGAGGAGGGAUUUGCUCACGGCCCACAAGAACAAAUGGGAGCAUCAGAGGGAGGAACGAAGCGACAAAGAGCUGGAGUACUUGCUGCAGAGGAUGAAGAUGCUGGAGGAGUAUGAGUCCCUGCUGGAUCGUCUGAGAGCGGAGAGCGCAGAGGAGUCCAACAAGAUCAGAAUCAAACUAGAGACUGAUGUACAGUGCCUAGAGCAAGACCUGCAGGUAAGGAAGGCUACCUACCAGCUUAAUCAGGAGAAGCUCGAGUACAACGUACAAAUGCUGAAGAAAUACGAGGAAGAGUAUGCCAUCAGUAAGGCUCAGCAGAUAAGGAGGGUCACCAGACUGCAGGAUACGCGCAACAACCUGAAAAAAAGACGUGCCGUUCAGGAAAAGCAGUCCCAUGAGGAGAUCCAGUCGUUGACUAAUAAGUACAAGCGUCUCGUGCAGCAGUAUAAAGACGUUCAGAAGAGGAUAAGGCACUUUGCGGCGGUUGAUGCCAAGCGCUACGAGGAGGUUUGGUUGAUGAAUGAAGAUGAGGCCAAAGCGUUGGUGUGCAGAAUUAUGGACUUGGACCGAGUUAUUCACGAACAUAUGCUGGGCCUGACCUGGAGUCCCCCACCACUGCCCUUCAUGGAUCAUUCCGGCCCCAAGCAGCUCCAACGUACAGCACAGCAGGUGGCUGCACAAGUUCUGGUAGAGGAGGACGAGACACGCGAUCAGACCGAGCGAGAGAGAUGUACGCCGGAGGACUCCGGAGGCAGUCUGGAGAGCGGCAUGGCCGGGGUGGAUCGUACAACAGUAAAGAGGAUGCUGGAGCUUCUGUCUGAUGAGAUGGGCUUUCUAAUAGAGAGUAAGUUACUCAAGUUGCUCUCUUCCAUGGAGAAGGAUGAACAGACUUCUUUGAAGCUGGAUACCAUCUUUUCUGCCAUGGGGAUUGAGAAUGAAGAGGAUAUAAACAUGAUGACUAAGUUCCUUCUGAAAUACAAACAGCGACGGACAGAGAAGGAGAACAUGGUGAAUAACCAGGCAGAGAAGGAGUCCAACCUCAUCCACCCAAACGAUCUACUGAGAGCUCUCCGAGCGUUCACUGCCCAGUACUGCAACGCCAGAGAACUAGCUCAACAUAAGGGCAGUGCGCUAGUGCUGGAGAGGAUGAACGACUCUGAGGUCGAAGCGUACUGGGAGAACGUCGCUAACUUCGUCCCUGAGGCCAAACUCAAAGUCUGGAGGGCGCUGAAGACGGGUCUGAAGAAGUACCAUACCGAGCUGACUAAGAGAUCCAAGCUUCUGACUGAAACACAGCAAGUCAAACAACAAAACUCAGAGCUCUGCGUGCUCCUGAACAAAUAUCAAAACUCAAAGGUCAUUGCUGAACUGAUGAUCCCGCCCUCCCAGAUGAUGCAGUGACGAUGAAAUUGCCUCGCCCUCAUCAGAGCAGGCGUAAUCCAAUAACCGUGUUAUAUAAUACAAAUACAGUAUGAUAUAUAUGGUAUUACAAUCCUUUUAGAUAAAAACUAUAUAUGAGAUUAGAUUAAAUGUUAACAUUGUCUUAAUAUGAUCAAAAACAAUAGCAGACUAUAAUAUAUAGAUAUAUCUAUUCAUUUAUGCAUGUUUAUUUUCGUACGGCUGCGGUUAUUUAGCAAUUACGAACAUGUAUUUUUUACUUGUAUUCAUUGUAAAGUCAGUCAGUGGAACUUCAACCGUCUAACGCCAAAAUACAGAAAUAAAUACCGAGAGUAAGAAUGAAAGAACAUCAGUUGUCCCAUACUCUGAGGUCAUUUGAAUCUGUCCAUCCUGUCGUUCUUAAAUAUACGGUUCGUUGGGAGGCAGGUCUUUUAGUGUCAUUUCCCCCAGAAUAUUUGCGAAAUAUCCUCCACGGUAUCCCUCAAUCCUCAACUAAAAGAAACAGGUCAUCUCCCAGUGUUACUACUACAUCCUACGGGUCAGACCUCUUUCUCUUUUCAGUGUUUUAUCCAGGGUUCCCACGGGUCAUGGAAUUUCUGGAAUGUCAUGGAAAUUUAAUAAA